Molecule: messenger RNA, 3870 nt
Organism: Syngnathoides biaculeatus (alligator pipefish)
Lineage: Eukaryota; Metazoa; Chordata; Actinopteri; Syngnathiformes; Syngnathidae
Product: 5-hydroxytryptamine receptor 3A-like
Exons: 19
Coding region: 1200-3767 (855 amino acids)
Biological process (GO): regulation of membrane potential; signal transduction; chemical synaptic transmission
Cellular component (GO): neuron projection; membrane; synapse
Molecular function (GO): extracellular ligand-gated monoatomic ion channel activity; transmembrane signaling receptor activity; neurotransmitter receptor activity
Source: RefSeq, a predicted model, not a curated record
GGAUGGAUGGAUGGAUGGAUGGAUUACAAUAGGUAUCACAUUGUUAAUAUUCAGUUAUAUUUGCCAAAAAAGCUGAACAAUUUUGUGAGUUUCAAAAAGCAAAAAAAUAAAUUCAACAUUGCUCAGCACUUUUUCAAGUAUUUUUAAAAACAAAAAUAUGAUGACACUAGUAGACACCUCUUUGAAAACAACACAUUGUUCUGAUGUGAAAAAUUUAAAUGGCACCCCAUUAAUUCAUGUAAUCUGUCAGAGAAUGGUGUGGGGGAUUACGUUGUAAACUCAAAAAUACAUUUGGCUAUUUUUUGCAUUAAAAAACACCGGCCGUCUGUUUGGGAAGAGGUUUAUUAGCAGAUGAUAUUUUUUUUUGAUUGAUAUUUUUCAUCACAAGAAAUAAAAACUGCAAUGCCCAGAAGAGUACACAGCUUAAGAGAUGUAAACACAUACCAGUACAGUACUUCAUUCACACCGUGAUGACGUGAUGACUGCAAUUCAUAUUUUUUUUUUCCAAAUUUGUUUGACGGUCAUCUGGUGAUGUUGUCAACCUAGUAUGUUUGUAACAAAAAUUUGUUUAUUUUAUCAGAAGUGCGGUGAGGGAAAAAAAAUAUUACUGGUUGUGUGUAGUCAUAACAGAGCGUGUCUCUUCCUCAUAUGGUGGGAACACCGUAUUUGUUUGUGACCAACAAGCGUGACAAUCAAUGACCGUGUGCACUGAAACCAUGGUUCGUUUUUUUUUGGGAGGGGAGGGGAUAGAUUCCUUGCAUUGUCAUGCAGAGUUUUGCUUUAACCACAUUAUUUGCAUGUUUUAAAAAUCCCAACUUCCCGCUACAGUUGCAGUACCAGUAUAUAUGCCAUAUGUACAAGGUAAGUGAUAAGGAUGACUUGAGUUUUCUAGGUAAGCACUUCUUGGUAAUUAAUGUUUAUCCUGUCAGCAUUUACAGCUAUUUUAAUAAUAUCAUAAAGGCAUGCUAUAUUACCGGUUCUCUGCAGCCACACACGAUGAAGAGAUUAGAUGUUAUGACCUUCAAAAAUCCUUCACAUAAGUGUGCCCUCCUCUCAAUUAGGUCCUGGGUAAUUAUGCUGUUGGUUUUUAUUCCAGACCUGCUGUGUCUGACCUAUCAGCUCCUUGCAGCACCAUCACGAUAAACUGCUCUCAACCGAACCAACUGGCGCUGCUGGAGGCCCUGAAGCCGAUCUUUAAGAUGGGCCUCAUAAGGCCAGUCACAAACAUGACAACCCCCACCAACGUCAGCUUACACUUCUUGCUUUAUGGAAUAUUAGGAGUGGAUGAGAAAGCCCAACUCCUGACAACUUAUCUUUGGCAACAUUUUCGGUGGCAGAAUGAGUUUGUCAGUUGGGACCCAGUCCAGUGUGGCACUGACAAGAUUUCUCUUCCCAGACAUAAAUUUUGGGUUCCAGAUCUUAUCAUCCGAGAAUUUAUGGAUCAAGAUAAAGCUCCAUUUGUUCCCUAUUUGAAUCUGCACAGCGAUGGAAAAAUGCAUGACUCAAAACCAGCCAGAGUUGUCAGUACAUGUAACCUCGACAUCUACACCUUCCCCUUUGAUGUACAGGACUGCACACUUACCUUUGGCUCCUUCAUCAACAUGGCAAGUGACUUGAAGUUGUCCCUAUCGACGUCUGAAGAUUUUAUCACAGCGAGAUCCAAGAGUGUCAUGACCACUUUAGGGGAGUGGGAGUUGCUGAACAUUACUGCCAUAAAGGAGAUUUAUCAACAUGACAGCGAGGAUGCCUAUGUGGACAACCUUCAGUUUCAUAUCAUAUUGCGACGCAGGUCUACGCUGUACGUGGUGAACCUGCUUAUCCCCAGCAUUUUCCUUAUCACAGUGGACCUAUUUAGCUUCCUGCUACCUAUACAAAGUGUGGACCGCUCCUCCUUCAAAAUGACCCUCAUCCUGGGCUACACCGUCUUCCUGCUCAUCAUGAACGACCUGCUGCCUAUCACGGGGAACAGCAUCCCCAUCAUGAAUGUGUUCUUCUCUUUGUGUCUGGCUCUGAUGGUGGCCAGUCUCCUGGAGACGAUCGUCAUCACCAACUUACUUCUCACCUCCCAAAAUGUCUCUCCUGUUCCUCGCUGGAUCCAUGUGCUUGUUCUGCGCAUUCUAGGUCGUCUUGUUGGUCUGCCUUGGGAACAAGUCAAAGAUUCAGACACAAGAGGCAGCAGUGCGUCCACACACCAUGGAGCUGAAGACGACCCUCAUGAGGAGAAAAGACAAGCAGUGCAGGACAGGGCAGUGCAGGAGCUGAAGAGCCUUGGUGGAGACCUGAAGGUCCUCCGGCAGCAGGUGGAGCAGCAACUGGGGAGCAGCUGGAGCUCGAAGGAGUGGAUCCAGAAAGUCAAGCCUUCGAUGGUUCUCUUCAUCUUCGUCUCGCUCUUCAUGCACGCGUCAUGCAUCUCCAUCAUGUCGAACUGCUCUCGCCCGGAUAGCCCCGCUCUCCUGGAGGCUCUUAGGCCUGUCUUGAGCCUCAGCUCCAUUCGACCCGUUGUGAACAUUUCAACUGCCACGCUUGUCAGUGUUGACUUUGUCCUAAUUGGCAUUCUCGGUGUGGAUGAAAAGGCUCAGGUCCUGACAACAUUUAUCAUCCAACUGUUGAGGUGGAGAAAUGAGUUUAUUAGCUGGGACCCAAACGAGUGCGGUGCCCAAUGGAUUACAAUCCCAAGAAAAGUGCUUUGGGUCCCCGAUAUUGUCAUCAAUGAGUUUAUGGAGAGGAACUCGGCUCCGUUCACGCCAUACACAUACGUGUAUCACGACGGUUUUGUGAUGGAUCUCAGGCCUGUCCGAGUGGUGAGCUCCUGCAGGCUCGACACAUACACCUUUCCAUUUGACAUCCAGAACUGCACUUUAACCUUCAACGCUUACCUGCAUCUUUUUCCUUCUAUACAGAUUGGCCGCUUAAUGUCAACAGAGCAAAUAUUCCAAUAUUCCCGAAGUUUGAUGACAACUAUGGGUGAAUGGGAGCUGAUUGGAAUCAAAGCCGUAAAACAGAAGAUACAAUCUUCAUAUGGUGGAUUUUACGAAGAGCUUCGCUUCUUUAUUUCGGUGCGGCGCCGGUCCAUGCUGUACGUGGUGAAUCUUCUGAUGCCCUGCUGCUUCCUUAUCACAGUGGACCUCUUCAGUUUUCUGUUGCCUCCUCAGAAGGUGGACCGCUCCUUGUUCAAGAUGACCCUCAUUUUGGGCUACACGGUCUUUCUGCUCCUCAUGAGCGACCUGCUGCCCAUCACUGGAAACACCCUACCCCUGAUAAAUGUGUUCCUGUCUCUUUGUCUGGCUCUGAUGGUGGUGAGUCUUCUAGAGACCAUUCUCAUCACCAAUCUACUACACAACUCUGCUCACUACUCAGAGUGUCCUCGCUGGAUCCGAUUGUUAAUCAUCCAAAUAAUGGGCCGCAUGGUUCUGCUUUCUCCAAAGCCCACACAAGUGGCCCAGAUCAUCCGAAAUCCUUGCACACUAGAAAUGGAUGCAUUCACUCAGAGCAGAGAUGAAGUAGACCCCCAAACACCGGGAGGCCCGCUGGGCCAGGACAAGGCUGUGGAAGAGUUAAGGAGCCUGGGAAGGGACCUCCGAGUCAUCCGGAUGAAAGUGGAACAGGAGCUGGAUGUCAGCCAGAGCGCACAGGAGUGGAUCCAAGUGGGUUUCAUCAUCGAUCGCCUGCUGUUUGGCAUUUACAUCAUCUUCAUAUCUGUCAGCUUCAUCAGCAUCAUUGUUGUCUGGUUCAACUCAUACAAACCAUCACAAUUUGCUGUGCAUUAAUGCCAUGUUUGGAUGGACUGUCCUGUUAGUAUAUUAGUUGCUUGACAAUGUAGUAGCAGCAUAGUGCAUCCGCUUUUAAAGCAUAUUAUUACUCAACCCUAGU